AUGCGUGCAUGUGUGUUUUGGACCAUCCACGACUUUCCUGCAUAUGGGAUGAUGUCUAGGUGGUCUACGAAGGGUUAUUUGGCUUGUCCCAUUUGCAAUUGUGAUUUCUCAUCAGUUAAGUUGAGAAGUAAGAUUGGAUAUUUGGGUGCCCACUGCUGGCUACCUGAGAACCACAUUUGGCGAAGGAGCAAGCUCUUUAAUGGUAAAUUUCAGGAUAGGACCAGACCUGUGGAGUUAUGGAAGAACAAGGAUACGGAAAAGGCAUGCAAGGAUUUGGAGGAUCAGGAAUUACGCAAGGAGUUGGACCUAAAGAGCAAAAGAGAGAGAAGGCUUUGCAAUUUCUUAAAAUCGAUCAAGUACCCAGAUGGAUAUGCAGCGAACAUCUCUAAAUGUGUGAACACUCGUGGUGGCAAGCUAUCGGGGCUCAAAAGUCAUGAUUGUCAUGUCCUUUUGCAAAGACUUCUCUUGAUUGUGAGGAAGAGCGAUUUGGAUAAACUUCAGGAGAACAUUAUACUUGUGCUUUGCAAGUUUGAAAAGAUUUUCCCUCCCGCUUUCUUUGACGUAAUGGCUUACGUUUGUAAAGAAUGUACAACCUUUUGUUCUAUGUAUCUCGAUGGAAUUGAGACAGUGUUUAAUCGCCAAGAACGGAAUGACGAUGGUGGUGAGCAAGAAGUGGGGUUAAAGGUUUUCACUCAGCAAAUCCGUCCCUUUAGUAUAAUCCCGAGAGCACCUAAUGUACCUGUCGACCAACGUGACAUGGCUCAUUGGUUUGUCUUGAACAAUAGCCUUGAAGUAGAACCAUAUCUAGAGUACGUGAAUGAAUUGCGGAAGCAAGGGUCUCCAGAAGCAACUAAUGAGUUGUGGUCAAUGGCCAACGGACCCGAGCCAAUAAUAAACACAUAUUCAGGGUGCAUUUCUAAUGGCGUCCGUUUCCUUACUAUUGAAUGGGACAACCGACAUACAACUCAAAAUAGUGGGGUGGUAGUGGAAGGGGAGCAUGAAGGCCAGACAAUAAACUUUUACGGUUUCUUAACUAAAGUAUGGGAAAUGGCCUAUUUAUUCGGUCAUCGAGUUGUUUUGUUCCAGUGCGAAUGGUACAAUUCCGGUUGUAGUAGAUUUUUUCGGGUUGAUACACAUUGCUCAAGUAUUGAUGUAAGAAGUCGAUGGUAUAAGGAUGACCCAUUUGUUUUUCCAAGUCAAGUCCAACAAGUAUUCUACAUUGCAGAUACCGAGUUGGGUGAGCAUUGGAAAGUAGUAGAACGAAUUCACCAUUAA
Messenger RNA from Rhododendron vialii, 1275 nucleotides. RefSeq lists its product as uncharacterized. Bases 1 to 1275 code for a protein of 424 amino acids. Lineage: Eukaryota; Viridiplantae; Streptophyta; Magnoliopsida; Ericales; Ericaceae. The record is from RefSeq and is a predicted model, not a curated record. The transcript is spliced from 6 exons.